GUGAAUAUCUUGUAUAAUUCUUCCAUAGCUGUUAAUUCUUCUCCGGUGCAGUAUCCUUUUUGUCUUGGUUUAGGCUAUUUAGCCACAAUAAUCUCAGCAUGAAAUCCUGCGCAAUAAUUUUAUAUGCUGUGAAUUGUUGCGAUAAUUUGGUUAAUUAUAUUGCUGAAAGAUCAGCUCAGCUCAAACGUCUUCGGCUCGUAUGUUCCUAUAAUGUCUCAAGCGAGGGGUUGAGUGCAGCAGUUAAGGAGUUCCCGUUAUUGGAGGAACUGCACCUUUACUACAUCUCAAUCACCAAAGAAGCCAUUGAAACUAUAGGCCGUUCUUGUCGUGCUUUAAAGUCUUUUAAGUUGAACAACCAGAUCUGUAGACACCCCUACAUUGAAUACGAUGAAGAGGCAAUAGCAAUCGCACAGAACAUGCCUGAACUGCACCACCUUCAACUCUUUGGAAAUAAGAUGACAAAUGAAGGAUUGGAAGCUCUUCUUAAUGGUUGCCCUCACCUUGAAUCACUUGAUCUACGACGAUGUCUUAAUGUCCAUCUAGUAGGGAAUGUAGGGAACCGAUGUUUUCAACAGAUCAAACAUUUAAGACAUCCUCAGGACCCCUCCGAAGAUUAUGGACUUGAUGCUGAAAUUCACGAUUUUGAAUCAUUUGAUGAGGAUUACCCAUCUGGAUUUUCUGACAUCGACCUCAUCUCGGAUGCCGAUGAUUAUUAUGAAUUUUCUGAUGCCAGCAACUAUUCUGAUGAUGAUGAUGAGAUGUUCAUCGAAUCUUGACUGCCCUUCUAUUCUGUUUAUGGUAAAUUGUAUUAAUCUCUCGGUAAAAAGUUGGUUGGGUGCGUUGCCUCUCUACCUCUUCGGAGGUAGCGGUAUGGACUGCGUACAUCUUACCCUCCCCAAACCCCACUUUGUGGGAAUACACUGGGUUUGUUGUUGUUGUUGCAUUAAUCUCUCGGUUUUUGUGUCAUUUGUACACCUAUCUUCUUGUUUUGGAUCCUUCAAUUUUCUAUGUCCUUUUUCUCUUUAUUAUGUUGUUAGAUUAUAGACGAGUGUGGAAGAGUAUAAUUAGUUGACUGGUUUGUUGAGCCUCAAGAAUAUGAAGGAAUCUCUUUCCGAUA
Molecule: messenger RNA, 1117 nt
Organism: Capsicum annuum
Lineage: Eukaryota; Viridiplantae; Streptophyta; Magnoliopsida; Solanales; Solanaceae
Product: putative F-box/LRR-repeat protein 23
Exons: 2
Coding region: 99-776 (225 amino acids)
Molecular function (GO): protein binding
Source: RefSeq, a predicted model, not a curated record